Molecule: messenger RNA, 1395 nt
Organism: Argentina anserina (silverweed cinquefoil)
Lineage: Eukaryota; Viridiplantae; Streptophyta; Magnoliopsida; Rosales; Rosaceae
Product: anthocyanidin 3-O-glucosyltransferase 7-like
Exons: 1
Coding region: 1-1395 (464 amino acids)
Molecular function (GO): UDP-glycosyltransferase activity
Source: RefSeq, a predicted model, not a curated record
AUGGUAAGUGAUCAGCAAAGGAACGCAGUGGACAAUAUGUCGCAUAAAAGACAUGCUGCCGUUCUUGCAUUUCCGUUUGGUUGCCAUGCAAAGCCCGUGCUUAACUUGGUGUGCAAGCUUGCAAAAGCUGCCCCAGAUACUCGCUUUUCUUUCAUCAACACCUCAAAAUCCAACAAUUCCCUGUUCCAGAACUCGAAAUCAGAGAAUUUGGAAAAUAUAAUACCAUACAAUGUAUCAUAUGGUGUUCCAACAAAUCACGUCUUAACUGGAAACCCAUUAGAGGCAGUGGACCUUUUCCUCAAGGCGGCUCCUAAAAACUUCAAAACCUGCAUUGAGAAGGCAAUUGAAGACGCAACCAUGCAGAUCAGUUGUCUAAUAACAGAUGGAUUCUUGGUCUUUGGUAGCCAGAUGGCUGACGAUUUCGGUGUUCCAUGGAUUCCAAUUUGGAUACCGUUACCUUGCACCUUGUCUGCUCAUAUUUACACUGACACUAUUCGCCAUUUAUAUAUAAAUGACGGUGUUAAUGGUCAAGUGAAAACCCUAGAAGCCAUUCCAAGUUUGUCUACAAUGCGCAUUGAGGACUUACCAGAUGAAGUACUUCCGAGUGAGUCUCUAUUUUCGGAGACCCUAAGACAAAUUGGGAAAGUCUUGCCACAGUCCGCAGUUGUUGUUAUGAAUUUCUAUCAAGAACUAAACCCCACAGUCCUUGAAAAUGAUCUCAAAUCCAAGUCUGUCAAAUUGCUCAAUGUAGGUUUUCUCACCCUUUCAUUACCACUACCACCAUUGCCACUAUCAGAAUCCGAUGCCACAGGCUGCCUUUCAUGGUUGGACGACCAACAAGCUUCGUCCGUGGUGUAUAUCAGUUUUGGAACUGUGGGAGUUCCAUCUAGGAGUGAGCUUGUAGCUCUGGCUGAGGCACUGGAAGCAAUUGAUGCACCAUUUCUUUGGUCUCUUAGAGGCAGUUUUAAGGACUUAUUGCCAAAUGAUUUUGUUGAAAGGGUAAACAAGAAUGGGAGAGUUGUGUCAUGGGUACCUCAGACGCAAGUAUUACGACAUAGCUCAAUAGGUGUGUUUGUGACUCAUUGCGGGUGCAACUCUGUGUAUGAAAGCAUUACAAAUGGGGUCCCAAUGAUCUGCAGGCCAUUGUUCGGAGAUCAUAGAAUGACUGGGCGGAUGGUUGAGGAAGUAUGGGGUGUUGGAGUAAAAGUGGAGGGCGGAGUAAUCACAAAGAACGGAAUUAUCAAGAAUUUCAAGCUGAUUUUGGAAGAUGAUAAAGGGAAGGAGGUGAGGGAGAAGGCUAGAGCCCUCAAAGAGAUUGUUAAAGAGGCUGCCGGGCCUUCUGGAAGCGCUAUACAAGAUUUCAAUACUUUGGUGGAUAUAAUUUCUUUGCUUUGA